Molecule: messenger RNA, 2317 nt
Organism: Cannabis sativa
Lineage: Eukaryota; Viridiplantae; Streptophyta; Magnoliopsida; Rosales; Cannabaceae
Exons: 10
Coding region: 657-1814 (385 amino acids)
Molecular function (GO): RNA-DNA hybrid ribonuclease activity; nucleic acid binding
Source: RefSeq, a predicted model, not a curated record
UGAAUAAAAUUAGACCAAAGUCCUUAAAUCUAACAAUCUCAAUAGUUCAAGAGACAUUUUUAACGACUUUAAAAUUUCAGGGACAUAAUUUGAUAAAUGUCAAAGUUUAAGGGCAAAAAUUCUAAUUAGCCUAAAAAUAAUUAAAAAUGAAAAAAAAAAUAAAAUAAAAUGAAACUUUUCAGAUGUGAUUUCCGGCCGCCUCUUUUUUUUUUCUUCUUCAUUUCUCUCUCCGUCGGCACCAGUCAGUAUUUCGACGACGAACUAACUGGUAUUUUCUUAUUCGCUCGUUUUGAAGUGUCUGUGAUUUGUUAUUGUUAUUAUAAGAAAAUAAUUGUCUCUGUUAGACAAGAACGGGCUUUAAUUUAAUGUGUGCACAAAAAGGGUGGGGUUUAAGAAGUCACUGUGGAUAGAGGAUGAGAUGAUCGGGUUCUGCAUUUUUAAAAUCUUGAGAUUGGGAGCGAGCUCAUAUUUUGCGCGUGUAAAGUUUGGUCACUUUUCUGUAAAGGGUAUUUUUGCCAUGUUUUUUCUAGGAAAAGAAAAUUGAGAUUUUAAAUAAUGUCAAGAAAAUAGGUUUUGGGUCAUUUUUGUUUGGUUCUAAUUUGGCAGCUGAAAUGCCAAGUUGGGAUCAUCAUUAGAGAAGAAACCCAGAACGUGUGAUGAGCUGCUUGUCGCAGUUUUCUUCGCACAUUGAAGCAAUCUUCAGAAUCAGUCAUUUCAGAGCUCGGACUUGUUGGUGCGGAGCUUAUGCUUCUUCUUCUUCUUCAUGGAGUAAUAGAAGAGUCCAGUAUAGUUACCGCAUUACUCCUCCACACGUCAAUCUCAACUCUUCACUGACCAGUUUUGGUGCUCGGUUUUACUCCUCAAAGAAAGCAACCAAAAGCGACUCUAGUAGUAGUAGUAGUAGUGGAACUGAAACCACGCCAAGGAGAAGGAAAUUGAAGCCCGAACCAGCAAUGGACCAGGAGAAAGAUGCUUUCUAUGUCGUGCGCAAGGGGGAUGUCAUUGGUGUUUACAGAAAUUUAAAUGAUUGCCAAGCGCAAGUUGGUUCUUCGAUAUGUGACCCUCCUGUUAGCGUGUUCAAAGGAUACCGUUUGUCAAAUGAUACUGAAGAGUAUCUCACUUCGCGGGGACUGAAGGAUGCCCUCUACACUAUCAGAGCUGACGACAUGAAAGAUGGCAUUUUUGGCACACUUGUGCAAUGUCCAUUGCAGAUUCCAACUCCUUCAUUAGGGGAAACAUCUACCAAGGAUACAUCCAAAAAGAGAUCACAGCUAGUGGAAGGGUCAGAAGAUCUGGAAACAAUGGGUUCUACGUCAAUUGAUCCUUCAAGAAAGCAUCCCAAAUUAGAUCAUUCUAAUGUGGGGAAAUUAUCAACAGUGAACUGUCGGUCAUGUAUUCUUAAGUUUGAUGGUGCAUCAAAAGGAAAUCCUGGAAGAGCUGGUGCGGGGGCUGUGCUACUAUCUGAUGAUGGAAGUUUGAUUUGUAAGUUGCGGGAAGGCCUUGGUAUAGCUACCAAUAAUGUGGCUGAGUAUCGAGCUGUUCUAUUAGGAUUGAGAUAUGCUGUUAAGAAAGGUUUUAAUAGGAUAUCUGUCCAAGGAGACUCCAAGCUUGUUUGUAUGCAGGUUCAAGGUUUAUGGAAGGCAAAAAAUGAGAACAUGUCAAUCUUGUGUGAUGAGGUGAAGAAACUGAAGGAUCGAUUUGAUUCUUUCCAGAUCGAACAUGUUUUGAGGGGUUUAAACUCAGAGGCGGAUGCUGAGGCAAACUUGGCGGUCGACCUUGCUGAUGGUCAAGUCCAAGAGGAAUGUGCCACGUAGUUGAAGUAGCAACCUGCAAUCAGUCUUGUUGGUGUGGCAUUCAGAAAUUCAAGCCUUCCGUUAAGCAAUGGAGUUGGUCUAAUCAACAUUCUUCUGCAUGUUUGCUCCAGUAGAUGACUGAAUCCUUGAGAAGGCUUAGUAGUAGUUAGAGUGAGCCUCUACUUGGGAAUCUGCUUGAACAAGAAGACAUGUGCAUCAUUAUUUCUGAUGAACUUGAAAUUUCUAACUCACGGAUCUUCAACAGUUUAUAGCCCUGAAUGGGGGCAAUGAACUUAUGAGACAAGAAAUUGAAAUGGAUACAGUCGAUUCUUGUCCUGAUUUAUGAGAUCAUGGAUGAUUGGAGGAUAAAAUUUCUUUCUCACAAUGCUUCACUGCUUUUGGGUCCUGUAAUUUGUGCAAUUUCUCUUUCUUUUCUUUGAUAUCAAAGUUGGGUACUCCUAUUGGAUUAUGAACGUUUACUUGUACUUAAUUGUGAUUACAGGCAAUUUGAGCUCAUUUUCUAA